Molecule: messenger RNA, 2058 nt
Organism: Pochonia chlamydosporia 170
Lineage: Eukaryota; Fungi; Ascomycota; Sordariomycetes; Hypocreales; Clavicipitaceae
Product: mediator complex, subunit Med1
Exons: 2
Coding region: 1-2058 (685 amino acids)
Biological process (GO): regulation of transcription by RNA polymerase II
Cellular component (GO): mediator complex
Molecular function (GO): transcription coregulator activity
Source: RefSeq, a predicted model, not a curated record
AUGGCAACUCCAACGCCUAUGAAGCAUGCGCCUUCGCAGCAAGGUCGCACACCCUCACAACUCGCGGCUGCGACUCCCCCAGUCUCUACACCCUUUUCGAACCCUGCGCGAGCAGCUUUUUCUCCUCGCGGCCCAGGAUCCUCGCCACAACAAGUCAAGAAGUCUCCGGCUACCUCAACAUUAAUGGGCCAAACUGGAAUGGGGGCCUUCAACUUCGAUAGUCCCUCCACGGCUGCUGCAAUGGGCGCACUAGGAAUGGGUGGCGGCUUCGACAUUGGGUUGGAUAACGUUGGCGUUGGUGGAUUGGAUGCCAUUGGCGCUGCGAUUGCCAACGAGGACGACAAGAUGAAGCGGCUCGAUCAAAUUUUGAAACUUCUGAGUGCCAAGAAAGGGCUCGUCAGCGAGGCUAGUCUCGAACGUCUGGCGCAACGGAUUGGUCUCGAAUUGCUAUCCGAAGAGCAACGGACCCCCGGUGGACGAAAAACAAGAACACUGGCCAUUGCUGGAUCAGCCAUUGCGCUCGACAUUGUACUUGAUAAUAAUGUGGUUCAGAGCGUUUCCCUGGCAUACCAUGGAUCCGCACCAUCCGUAUCAAAGCAUAUGGAUGCCGCAGGUCAAAUAUUGCUAAAAGAUUUGAAGCUGCUCCCUGGCCAAAGUCCAUUGACGAAAACCCUGGAAAACUUUGCUUCGAAUUUCGAACGUCUGGCUGGCUUGGAUAAGCUCAGCAUCGUGCCAGGGCUCGACUGCCAUGAAGCCCUAGCUGGCAUUUAUCUCAGCCUCGAGAGGCUGUACCAGUGGGACCUGUCGAAAUUGCAAGAAGAGCAAGAUAUGAAGGGUAAAUCAGACCAGUAUUUGUCCAACAUGGCCAUGUGCUCAAGGCACGGGCGGCCAGUGAUGCAUGACAGGGACAGAGUCGGACUUGCCGUGCAGUAUUGGAAAGAGCUUCGAUUCGUGCCGCCCGUCGCAGAUGAUCUGGGUGCAUACAUCAAAGAAACCGAGAAAGUAUGGUCACUACUUCUCGGAUGCGCUCGGUUGGACGGCAUGGAGGUUCCGCCAGUGCGAGUAUCUGAGAACUGGAUCUCCAAAGAGAUAACCAAGGAAGAUGCAACGAUUGACUCCCCGAAGCCCAUCCUGGACUGGCAAGAGCCCGAAAACAUAUCUCUUCCACAGUCCGAAGAUAACAAGGAUGCCGGAAUGGACCUCCUUCAAGCUGACCUCUCGACAACAAGAGUACCGAGGGUCAUGUUCACCGUCACCUUCGACCCGCCAGUGGUACUACCGCAGAAUGACUGGGCACGUCUGUACAUGUACGCCAACGUCAGUCCUCCCAACAUCACUCACGAGCUCGGACAACGCGGCCAUCCUCCAUCACCGCCCACCUUCGACAGCCUACUCUUCCCGUUUCCCUCAGGCGUGAAAGUCGACCCUAGUGAAUCUCGAGCCAUAGCGCGGGAACGUGACGUCCGUGUUCUCAGCAUGGACAAAACAGCAUCCGUCAAACACCACCACAACACACUCUACAUCUACAAACCAAUUUACUCGCAAACUGUUUCCGAAAUGCCCUUUUCCCACCCCCGCCAGCUCCUAGACAUGCUGCCACUCCUCCGCCAAUACGCCUUCGUAUCGACCCUCCUCGAAAACAGCUUCGGUUCCAAGACCAAGCCCGCAGAGGCGCCUAAACCGCCAGCUAAUCAAGAACAGUCCUCCAAGACCAAGACCAAAAAGGAUCGCCUCGCAGACUUUAUGGACCUCGAUGAACCGGUACAGCCUGUCGACCCCAAUGAGAAUUCUACAAAUCUAGAUGUGAUUCUCUGGGUCCAUCCAGCCCCUCACGUGCAAGUCGUUUUCCCAAUGGGCAAGUCUACAGCGAAUAUCUCUCUCAAGAUCCUGGAAGGUGGGACCGUCGAGAUUGUGGAUGAGAAUAUUCUGGACUACGCGGAGGACGGAGAGAUCAAGGGCAGGAGGAAAGAGUUUACGAGGGAACAGAUGGGUAAGGUGUUGGAGCAUAUGGAGGACUUGUGCUUGUGGUCAGAGUGGAUACGAACGAGGUUGGCGUAG